Molecule: messenger RNA, 2049 nt
Organism: Cyphellophora europaea CBS 101466
Lineage: Eukaryota; Fungi; Ascomycota; Eurotiomycetes; Chaetothyriales; Cyphellophoraceae
Exons: 1
Coding region: 1-2049 (682 amino acids)
Biological process (GO): glycerol-3-phosphate metabolic process
Cellular component (GO): mitochondrion; glycerol-3-phosphate dehydrogenase (FAD) complex
Molecular function (GO): glycerol-3-phosphate dehydrogenase (quinone) activity
Source: RefSeq, a predicted model, not a curated record
AUGGCUCGAGCGGGCUCCAAAGUCCUGCUCAAGUCACUGGGCGUGACCUCCCUUGUCACUAUAACAGGUGGAUCAGCGUUCCUCCUCUCGAUUAAGCCGAAAGACGAAGCGAGACCUAGCAUAUCAGCCCUAAGGAGAUCUCCUAAUGGCGAUAUAACACCACCGCGCUUUCCAAAGAUCAAGUCUAGAGAAGAGCAGAUAUCAGACCUACGAAAGGCCAACUCCGAAUCCUCAGAAAUCUAUGAUUUGCUGAUCAUCGGUGGAGGAGCUACCGGCUCAGGUAUAGCCCUUGACGCGGCCACCCGAGGCCUGAAAGUCGCGCUCGUUGAGCGAGACGACUUUAGCAGCGGUACAAGCAGCAAGUCUACCAAACUCGUCCACGGUGGCGUUCGCUAUCUUGAAAAGGCUGUGUGGAAUCUCGAUUAUGGACAAUACUGCCUCGUAAAGGAGGCACUGCGAGAGCGAAAGAACUUUCUGAACGCGGCACCACAUCUCUCGUCUUCGUUACCAAUCCUUCUACCCAUCCAGCAGUGGUGGCAAGCACCAUACUUUUGGGCGGGCACGAAAGCCUAUGAUUUAUUGGCCGGCAGCCAAGGCCUUGAGUCCUCGUACUUCCUCUCAAAGAAGCGAGCGCUGGAAGCCUUUCCCACGCUCAAGAAGGACCUGGUCGGCGCUCUUGUCUACUACGAUGGCCAACAGAACGACUCUCGCAUGAAUGUGUCGCUCGCCCUUACUGCCGCCCUCUACGGUGCAACCACAGUCAACCACCUCGAGGUUACCUCUCUCGAGAAGUCCGAGUCCGGCAGAAUCUGUGGUGCUAAGGUCCGCGACCUCAUCCCUGGCCGCGACGGCAGCGACCCAGCGGGAAGCUCUGACUUUACCAUUCGUGCACGCGGUGUCAUCAAUGCCACCGGCCCAUUCGCCGAUGCUAUAACGCAGAUGGACAACCCUUGCCAAAAGGACCUGGUUUCUCCGUCUGAAGGCGUUCACGUCGUACUACCCCGCCACCUUGGGCCUCCCAACAACCUCGGCCUGCUGGACGCGUCCACCUCCGACGGCCGCGUCAUGUUCCUGCUCCCCUGGGAAGGCAACAUCGUGGCCGGCACCACCGACUCAGCAUGCACCGUCUCUGACUCGCCCACAGCCAAAGAGCAAGACAUUAACUUCAUCCUGAAGGAAGUCUCCAAAUACCUCUCGCCGGCCGUGAACCUCCAGCGCAGCGACGUUCUGGCCGCCUGGUCGGGCAUCCGGCCGCUGAUGCGUGACCCUAACAGCGCCAACACCGAGUCUCUUGUCCGCAACCACCUUGUCACCGUCUCUCCCACAGGCCUCCUGACCUGCGCCGGCGGCAAAUGGACCACCUACCGGCAAAUGGCCGAAGACGCUGUGGACGAGGCCAUCUCCGUCUUCAACCUCCGCCCCACGGCGCCGAAACACGCCGUCGACGUCUCAGGCGACUUUGCCGCUCACGAGGAGCGCCGACUCGACGGCGCCUGCCAGACGCAGCACCUGAAGAUCCUCGGCGCCCACGGCUACAGCAACACGCUGUACAUCGACCUGAUACGCCAGUACGGCCUGGACGCCGACGUGGCCGCGCACUUGGCGCGCGCCUACGGUGACCGCGCCUGGGAGGUCGCGACACUGAGCACCGAGCGCGUCAGCAGGAAGUACCCCAUCACGCAGGGCGAGAUCGAGUACUGCGUGCGCAACGAGUACGCGGCGACGGCGACGGACUUCCUGGCACGCCGCACGCGUCUGGCUUUCUUGGACGCGGAGGCGGCGCUCGAGGCGCUGCCGCUCGUGGUGGAGAGCAUGGGGGCGAGGCUGGGCUGGGGCGAGGACCGCGUGCGCGCCGAGUGGCGUGAGGGUGUGCAGUUCCUGAGGGGGAUGGGGCUGGAGCAGGCGAAGUGGGGGUGGACAAUGGAGGAGGUCCGGUUGGGUGCCAAGGGGAAGGGCAGAGCCGUGCAGGCGGCGCCUGUGGUCGAGGUGGAUGCGCAGAAGCCGGCUGGCGGCGUCGAAGUGGGCGUGCCAGUGACGGCGAGCGCGUGA